CAAAGUUUACUAUUACCACCACCAGCACCACCACCGCCACUACUACCAUGUCGGAUCCUCAGUACUUUCUAGCCGAAGCCGAAAAGCUUCUCAAACCACAACUGGGUUUAUUACUGUUCUUCUCUGGCGGAUCUUCUACCCGUCAAGAAGACGCUUGUGACUUUAUUAUUCAAGCUGCUAAUCUGUAUAGAUUAAAGAAGCAAUUUGAAUUGGCUGGUCAUCAAUUUAUCAGAGCCGCCGAUAUUCAAUCGAAAUUAAAUAAUCAUAAUGAUCUGGCUAAUCAUUUAGUAGAAGCCUAUAAAUGUUAUAAGGGAGUAUCACCAAGUGAUGCGAUUGAUGCUUUAACUAGAGCCAUUCAUAUCUUUUUAACUCAAAAUGGUCAAUUUCGACGUGCAGCUAAUUUUACGGUUGAUUUAGCAGAAUUAUAUGAAUCUGUGGGUGAUAAUGCUAAUGCAAUUAUAAGUUAUGAACAAGCAGGUGAUUAUUUUACUACUGAUCAUGCUGAAGCUUUAGCUAAUAAAGCAUUUCUUAAAUGUGCUGAUUUAUCAGCUUUAAAUGGUGAUUAUAGUAAAGCUAUAGAAUUAUAUGAUAUCAUAAUUAAACAACUGAUUGGUAAUAGUUUAACUCGUUGGAGUUUAAAGGAUUACUUUUUUAAGAAUAUCUUGUGUGUAUUAAGUUCUGGAGAUCCUAUUGAAGCUAAGAAAAGAAUUGAAACUUUUGCUUCUGAUGAUCCAUCUUUUCAACAAACAAGAGAAUUUACAUUAAUUCAAGAUAUUCUUGAAUGUAUUGAUCAGGGAAAUGUAGAUGAAUUUUCUGAAAAAGUCUUUCAAUAUGAUCAAUUCUCUAAACUUGAUAAGUUAAAGACUCAAUUAUUAUUGAAAAUCAAAACUUCUGUAGUUGACAGAGAUGAUGAAGAUUUAUUGUGAUGGAUUAUGGGAUAGAGUUUUCAGUUUCAGUUUCAGUUUUAGUUUAUUUGUUUAUUUGUUUGUUUACACAUGAUAGUUAUAUAUUAAUAU
Scheffersomyces amazonensis is the source of this 1016-nucleotide messenger RNA. RefSeq lists its product as uncharacterized. The record is from RefSeq and is a predicted model, not a curated record. NCBI's taxonomy places the organism in Eukaryota, Fungi, Ascomycota, Pichiomycetes, Serinales, Debaryomycetaceae. Gene Ontology annotation, biological process: SNARE complex disassembly; intracellular protein transport. Gene Ontology annotation, cellular component: vacuolar membrane; SNARE complex. Bases 48 to 926 code for a protein of 292 amino acids. Gene Ontology annotation, molecular function: syntaxin binding; soluble NSF attachment protein activity. The transcript has a single exon.